AUGGUAUCUAGUCGGCUGCACGUGCGGCCUUCAGUUUCGACACGUACGUCGACGGUUGUUCCGGGAAGUAGUGGUGAGCGCAGCGACUCGGGUGCGACGCCAGAGAGGCAGCACCGUCCCCAGCAGGAGCAGGAAGAGGAACAAGGGCACCUCGACAAGGCACAGGUGGCGUUCGCCAGCGAACUCCAGCACCACCUUGAGGAGCAGCGGCGGGCGAAGAAGGUUGUGGCGUACAUCCUGAUGGAGAUGCGACGCAUGUGGCGACGGCGCGAGAUGGAGGCAAACCUCGCUCUGCGCGCCGCCGUCGACCGCUUCAUCUACCACUCCGUCCUCUUCGCGUGGCGCUUUGAGCGGCGGCGGGUGCUGAACCUGCGUAAGCUCAUCCACCUGCUCGACCGCAAGACGGGCCGCGUGAGCGGGUGGGUGCCGUUCUACGCGAAGGACAACGUCUUGCAGGAUCGCUUCGUGUGGGAGCCGGCGCCGCCUCACCUAUCGCGCCCGCUGCGCGUCGUGCACCGCGCGAUGUGCCUGGCGCGGCAGCAGCGCCUGCUGCCAAUACGCAUUGUGCGGCAGCAGGCGCGNGAUGUGCCUGGCGCGGCAGCAGCGCCUGCUGCCAAUACGCAUUGUGCGGCAGCAGGCGCGCAAGAAGGUCGCCUCGCAGCACCUGCUGUUUGGCUACAAACGGACGCUGGUGGAGCCUUCCAUGACGACCGGUGUGCGGCUUCGCCACGAGCGGCGCUGCCGUUUUGCCGCGCCGUUUCAGCGGCCCUCUGCGAAGUUCUCGCCGCAGCUCGAGUGGCAGGACGGAACGCCGAAGGUCUGAGAAGAGUGCCUGUCAGGAACACGAAGGAGACAACGAAAACGGGCGGCCCGGAGUGGGCGGGUGGGAAAAACGGGGGGAAAAAAAAGAUACCGGGCGGCAUAUUUCUGGGCUUGCACGCCAUCAAAGUGAGACGUUGUCGACAUGCAUCAUACACUGAAGGCAUGUACGUUUAUGUAAAACUCAAUGAAUGA
Messenger RNA from Trypanosoma grayi, 1014 nucleotides. RefSeq lists its product as hypothetical. Bases 1 to 1014 code for a protein of 337 amino acids. NCBI's taxonomy places the organism in Eukaryota, Euglenozoa, Kinetoplastea, Trypanosomatida, Trypanosomatidae. The transcript has a single exon. The record is from RefSeq and is a predicted model, not a curated record.